CCCACUAUCGUCACUAUGACAGAUAACGACGCUCAGCGGCUCGGCUACAGAAUACAGUAUCGAUUCGACGGUGCCACAUUGAGGAUGGCUGGUGUCCUGGGACUACUGGCAAAGUUUGAGCUUAUUGAAACAGAAGUAUGGGCCUGCAUCUUACUUGUUUUUAUUAUUUGCCUUUGUGUAACCCAUUCAGAAGUUUACAAGAGAUGCCUCGCCUUUUUUCCUUCUUGCCUCCUGAAACUAAAGCGUCACCUACGUGGGUAUAACUUCGCCAGACUGUACUUUGACAUCAAAGAAUAUGAUAGUGCUCGUCGAUAUCUUUCGGAAUUUUUAACUGUGAGACCCAAGGCCUCUGAUGCACACCGCCUAAUGGGUCAGAUUUUAGAGCUACAGGACAACAAAGUAAUGGCUCUUGAAGCAUAUAAAACAUCUUAUCAUUUAGGCCAAAUCCAAAAGGAUUUGGUCUUAAAAAUCUGUGACAUCUACACUCACAUAGAUGCCGACAAAUCAGUUAAACUGUAUUGGGCUGAAGAGGGCAAUCGCCUCUACCCCCACCAUGAAACAGUUAUCAAGCUGCAAGAGUCCCUCAUUACAGGAUCGGACGCACAGUCACGGGAAGAUUUAGAAAGCCUGUAUUUAGAUGGGAUUAAUGCGCGUCCACUACUCGUCACACUCCACAUUAACCUACUUUUGUUGUACAAGAGAUGGGGUGCAGAUGACAAAUCAAAGAUCAAUGAAGGAUACCAGCAUGCCUGUAGAGUUGAAGCAGGAAAAGCCUUUAUUGAUUCCCUGGAAUGGUAUCAAGCCCUAAUUGACACAAUGGAGGAUUACCAAAACUAUGAGGAUGUCAGCCAUGAUAAGGAAUUCCAAAUGAACUACUUGGCUGCCUUGGAGCGCCUUGUAUACCUCACAUUAGCAUCCAGCAGUGGCACAGCACUUCUUUCUCCAUGUACACUGAAUGAUGCAGCCACAUUCCUUAAAAGAUUUGACCAAAAGUUAACUACGGGUCUUGCUGUAAUUGGUCCAGGCACUCAGUUUGGUCAAGUGAUGGCUGGCCAACUGUACUUAAAUAUGGCUAUCUUCCUCUUAAGUAAUGCCCAGAAGGAGUGCUUAACACCCACAAGUAUUACUGCUGGUGCCCUUCUCUUCCAUGCCUGUCGUUUCCAGACCACAGAGAUUGACCGUCAGUCUAAAUCCUGGAAGUCUCGUGAUCAGUUCUGGUAUAAAUUAGCCUGCCACAGACUCUCCCAGGCUGCCCAUGUUCUGGAACACAUGGCCAGUACAGAAACUGACAAGAAAACAUAUUUGGAAAAAGUGAAAGUGAGGUGCAGUAACAAAGAGGUUCAGGGGAAUAUUUACAAGACUGUGUUUGGAGCCACUUUGGAUAAUAAGAAGAGUGUGCUUCAGUCCACUUUGGAAAAUAAGGACCAGAGCUUCUUCUUAAAAGAUCAAGGGUUUAUUGAUGCUUCACUAUCAUACCCUGAGCCAGAUCAAGUGAAGGAGUGGGAUAAUGUGGUGGGAAGCAUGUAUUGUGCCAGUCUCGGAGACUUGGUAUGGCUGUGCUUACAACAAACACCGAUGAAUCUAAAUCCCCAGCCAUAUUACUCGUUCACGUUGUUUGAGGGUCUCCCGUUCUACUCCUCCCGUAUCAACACAGGGGCUGCAGAAACAUUGUGUCACAUUGAUCUCUUGGCCUUCCUAGCUGCCACAGUCUAUUGUCAGAUUGCUGCUUUAAAGGAGGCUCAUGGCCCUCCCCCAGCCUCUCUGCCUACAGUGAUAGCAUCUGCUCUCAACACUGUAGAACAAGCUGAUUGGUGGACGGCCGCUUACACUCUGUUCACCAACCGUGUACACCAGAGUUAUAUGAAACAGAGGCUAACCUUACAACGUGGCUUAGAAGUUAUUAGGGUGCAGGGUAACCAUGGAGUUGCCCUGCCCCUUUUGGCACACCUAGCACAGUGUUUCACAAACUGGGCCACUGCUGCCGAAGGGGACGGAAGUACAAACAAUGAAAUCGAUGCAUUGAAAGAUCGAGCAGAGCUUUACUGGCAAGAGGCUUUGCAACUGUGUCACAAGACUUCACGAAACCUCCCCAUCGUAGUGCCUAGAAAUCCACUCUUUGUCGUCCAGUAUGUGAACCUAACAUCAGAGGAGGUGGCCAAGAUAGAGAUGGAGGGAAAAUAUUUCUUGGCAAUGCGCCUUGUUCAUGCAGGGAAACAACAGGAGGCAAUACAAGCUCUUGGGGAGUUGAAGAGCCCUGAGGCUUCUUUCCAGAGGGCGCUGUUAUAUAAAGAACAGGGUCAAGCACUGCUGGGUGAGGGUAAUGUGGAGUCCGUAACUUCAGAAAAACGCUCCCAGCAUACCACGCUUCUCACUCAGGCGCGCGACACAUUUUACCUCACAUUGGAUAGACUUCGCAUGCCAGGUGUUGACCGUGGCCAUCCACUCCAUACAAAACUUAACCAACAAUUACAAGAUGUGGAAAGACGGUUGUCCCACAUGGCCCUUGACAAGUCUGUGUCCAGGCAACAGGAGGAUGACACAGAGUCCAUUUCCGAUGCAUCGCAGUCACCGAGCCCCGACCUGGAAAAUGUCAUCACAAACUUGCCUCAAACACCACACUUGUUUAGCACCCCAUAUACAGAAAAGAAAAGUAGUGCCAGAAUCACCAGACAGGAAGCACGUUCCAGUCGAGAGCGUUUAGAUGCCCAAGUGAGAGCCUUGUCUGAGGUACAGGAAAACACACUGAGAAAUAUGGAAGAACAAAAUGCUGCACUGAAGGCACAAAAUGAGGCACUCAGAAACUUUUGUACCACCAUGGCUGAUGAGUUCAAGGAAAAUGCUUCACUUUAUCGCAGUAUGUUGGACCAGAACAAGUCUCUGUCUCAAGAGGUUUAUGCUUCAAUUAUUAAGGAAAUGAAGCAGAUACACUCCACACUACUAGUUGAAACUAAGGAUUUACAAUCUACAGUCAAGGAUUUACAGGGUCAAGUACACGCAAUGGCAGUUGACCUCGGAGAAGUGCGAGCUAUGAAAUCUACAGUAAAGCACUCGGAAGUAACAGAAGUGAAGGCUAGUGAUGAACAAGUGCCUGUGGAUUUGCCAGCUACUGUUGUUUCUACAGGUCUCUACGGUGGUUAUAUAAAUUACUACAAUCAACAAGCUGUGCCCAGUCCCCUGAUGCCUACCCCAGGGCUCUUUGGCAACCCUCCAUUCUUCCCACCAUCCACAAUGCCGGAGCAGUCAUUCAGUAUGUCAACAAGUAUGAGUGAAGGUGCAACAAUCUCCACCUUGGCACAGACCAACACAUCCAUGGUGACGCCUGCCCUGGCCUCCCCCGCCAGCAUCACAGUGAAGGAUCCUGUAACAUCUCAAUCUGGAAUGUUCUCAACUCAGAACUGGAAUUUGGCCACUACUGGCGCCAGCAACAAUCGGCUCCCCCCAGAUGCUUCUCCUCCAGCGCAUGCCUUCCAGAUCGCCAUGCCACCCGUCUCUAAUGCUCUGACGCCUCCGCCAAGAUCUGUGCCAGGAGAGUCGCUGUCCCAUACCCUCCCCUGCUCUACCACUGCUGGUCUCCUGGCCAAUGUGCCUCCCCCACUCUACUCGGCGGUCACUCCAGACUCAUCCCCAGUGCGCGGCGAGUCACACAUCCAAUCACUAUCGACGGUGAUGUCGACAGAAGGCUUGUCUACUGCAUCUGACAAUUUGGUAGCUCCGUCGGCUGCGUCCGGGUCACGGGAUAGCUCUCUUACUUAUACGGGAGCCUUCACAUCUGGAGGACUCAGUGAGCCAAAGAUCUCACCCAUCAAGAACAAGGAGGCAGCAGAUGAGGAUACUGAUCGUUACAUAGAGGAUGAUCAUGAUCCUUGCCCAGACUUCAAGCCAGUUGUACCUCUGCCAGAGAAGGUGGAAGUUCGUACAGGAGAAGAGGAUGAGGAGGUGUUGUUUGAAGAGCGAGCAAAACUCUUCAGGUUUGUGGAUAAAGAAUGGCGGGAACGUGGCACUGGCGUAAUGAAGCUGCUGCACAACCCAUCUCAGGGAUCUGCUAGAGUGCUCAUGAGGAGAGACCAGACGCACAAGAUCUGUGCUAACCACCUAGUGACAGAGAAUAUUGACAUACAACCUAUGAAGAAAAAUGAUAAAGUCUGGAUCUGGGCUGCUCAGGAUUUUGCGGACGAGUCACUUCGCAUGGAAAAGUUCUGCUGCCGAUUUAAGACUGUAGAAAUUGCUACCAGUUUCAGAGAUGCUUUUGUGAAAGCCAAAGAAAUUGCCAGGAAUAAGGAAGAGAUGGAUAAGAUACAACAGGAAGUAAAUAAGCCCCCCCAAGAAUCAAGUAACCAGACGUUAACAACAGCAACAAAACCAACAUCAUUAGCAGAGAUGUUCAAGCCUACAGCAGGGUCUUGGAGCUGUUCCACCUGUUUAGUAUUAAACACACAAGAGAAGACAAAAUGUGCAGCUUGUGAAACGCUCAAUCCCAAUGCACCUAAAGCAAAGGAACCCGUUGAAGAAACUUUAACACCCUUUGCAUCUUUCAAGUUCACACCUUCAAGUAAAACUGAGGGAGGAGCCUCAGCUUAUCCAGUUGGCUUCAGGUUUGGUGGUACAACACCAUUGUCUUCAGUGGUUAAGAGUACCCCAGUGUCCACCUCAACAACAACAGCUAUUGGAUUUCAAUUUGGUGUGAGUUCUGUGAGCAUAGUUCCUGUCACGGCCAGCUUCCCUGUUGCCUCCACCUCAUCACUUGCCACCGUCACCACUGAUUCUCUCAAAGACAGUAGCAAGAUGAGUCUCCCCGGCUUUACCUUCACCUCAUCCUCCACCGCCCUGUCCUUCAAGCCAGAGACAACGGAAGGGUCACAGCCGAAGCCUCAGGAGGACAAGAAGAAAGUCUCCAUUUUUGCUGAAUUUUCUUUUGGCACAAAUGCCAAUAACACUCCCACUACAGGGUUUGCCUUCAGCACUCCCUCAACUGACAUAAAGGAGGAGGAAGAUAACACCGGUGUACCUGCUAGCACUGGAGGCCCGAUUGGUGGGGAUACAUCUGGAUCCAUGUUAACUUUUGGGAGUGUGGCUGCAACUAGUGCAUCUGCUGGUUUGUUCACCACAAAGGUACCACAGGCAUUUGAACCAAAGACACUUUUUGGAAUAUCUACCGGGUCACCAAGCAAGGAUGAUAGUGAUGACAAAGUAGAAGAGUAUGAACCUCAGGUGGAUUUCCAGCCUGUGAUCCCUAUGCCAGACCUGGUUGAGGUCAAAACAGGUGAGGAAGGAGAAGAGAAGUUAUUCUGUGAACGAGCAAAGCUGUACCGAUAUGACAAAGACAGUAAGGAAUGGAAGGAAAGAGGUGUUGGAGAACUGAAAGUGCUGAAAAAUAACAGUUCUGGGAAGGUACGUGUGUUGAUGCGUCGUGACCAGAUCCACAAGGUGUGUGCCAAUCACUUCCUCACUGCCGAUAUGAAGCUCAGUCCCAUGAAAGUAUCUGACAAAGCAUGGAUCUGGGCUGCACAUGACUAUGCUGAUCAAGAAAUGAAGGAAGAACAGUUUGCAGCCAGGUUCAAGACACAAGAAUUGGCACUUGCUUUCAAGGAAGCCUUUGAAAAGGCUCAACAUUCCCUAAGUACAUCAACCACAGCUGAGACAACAGCACCAGUACCACCACCCCAGGAUACAGUCACCUCUACAACUAAAUCCUUAGCAGAUAUGUUCAGACCAGCAGCCGGAUCUUGGGAAUGUGGGGUGUGCUUAGUGCGUAACACAGCAGCGAGCAAGUUAUGUGUUUCAUGUUCUUCAAAAAAACCUUGUUCUGAACCUUCUAACGAAGAUGUAACAGAUGCUACUAUUGAGAGUAAGCCAGCAUUUAGUUUUAGCAUUAGUAAAACACCGUCACAGUCUUCCUCUGGGUUCAUGUUUGGCACCAGUGACAGUAAACAAAGUUUCUCUUUUGGUAUUCCUCAAACCAGCAAAGCAACAACUGAGACAACUUCUCUGUCAACAAUAUCUUUCGGAGUCCCAAACAAUUCAACACAAGACAGUGCAGCUCCAUCUGAGAACAAGCCUGCAUUUUCUUUUGGUUGUUCCUAUGAUCAGUUUAACAAACCAUUUAAUUUUACUUGGCAACCAAUACAAGGAACCUCAGCAGGGAGUGUAGAUUCAUCCAGUUCCAGCACUACAUCUACUUUUUCAUCAUCAUCUUUCUCUGCCACUGGGCCAAUAGUAAUCCCAAAAAGUACUCGUGAAGAUCCUACUACACCAACAAAAGAUGAAAAGUCGGGAUUUGUGUUUGGUAGCCCAGGGAAGUAUGAAUUCUCUUUUACUGGAAUUAAAGCAAAAUCUCCAAGGUCAAGAAACACAAGUUAUUGUGAAUCUGAAGAUGGUGUAGUGGAGGAGGAUGAUGGAGAUCACCUUUACUUUGAGCCUGUGGUGCCCCUUCCGGAGAAAGUGGAGGUAGUGACCGGAGAGGAAGAUGAAGACGUCCUAUAUGUCCACCGUGCUAAGCUGUUCCGUCAUGUUGCAGGAGAAUGGAAGGAGAGAGGACUUGGUGAUAUAAAAAUCCUCUCCCACAAACAGAAUGGUAAAAUACGGCUGCUGAUGCGACGGGAACAAGUUCAUAAACUGUGUCUGAACCACACACUGAAUAUAGACAUUGAAUUUCGCAAGAAAGACGACAAAACCUACUACUGGGCUGCAGUGGAUUAUACUGAAAGUACUCCUCAGAAUGAAACAUUUGCUGUUCGGUUCAAGACUCCUGAAAUUGCUCUAGAUUUCAUUAAAGCAGUGAAUGAUGCCAAGGUAAAAUUGGGAGGAUCACCUGUGGAACUCCCAGCAACUACCAUAUCCUCUCCAGUGAAAUUGGAGGACAACACGAGAGAAAAAUCUCCCAAAGCACCGGCAAUGCCCACACCCUCACAGUUUACCCCACCAGAUUCUACCACUCCAAUAACUUCAGCCUCUACAAAGCCAGCUGGGUAUUUUUUGAAGGAACACCUGGAAAAUCUACUUUAGGGGGAUCUCCUGGCAACUUAUUUGGAGGAAUGUCUACUCCCACAAUAAUUUGGGGGACAGUAACCUCCACACCCUCAAUAUUUGGGGGGACAGUGACCCCCACACCCUCAAUAUUUGGGGGGACAGUAACCCCCACACCCU
This is a messenger RNA of Homarus americanus (American lobster), 7143 nucleotides long. Its product is annotated as RANBP2-like and GRIP domain-containing protein 5/6. The coding region runs from base 16 to 7002 and encodes 2328 amino acids. Gene Ontology annotation, cellular component: nuclear pore; cytoplasm. The transcript is spliced from 36 exons. Lineage: Eukaryota; Metazoa; Arthropoda; Malacostraca; Decapoda; Nephropidae. Gene Ontology annotation, molecular function: GTPase activator activity; protein binding. The record is from RefSeq and is a predicted model, not a curated record. Gene Ontology annotation, biological process: intracellular transport.